This is a messenger RNA of Radiomyces spectabilis, 3819 nucleotides long. RefSeq lists its product as uncharacterized. The coding region runs from base 264 to 3731 and encodes 1155 amino acids. The transcript has 5 exons. Lineage: Eukaryota; Fungi; Mucoromycota; Mucoromycetes; Mucorales; Radiomycetaceae. The record is from RefSeq and is a predicted model, not a curated record.
GAAUCUAUAUUUUUUCUGGGAAAGCGUAAUUAAAGAGUGGUUUUUUGUGACCCCGAUGUCUUAUAAUAGCUUUUUUGACGUCCUGCAUAGUGCUUAUUUUUACAAUCUUCUUUUUUUUCCUCGUCUUAUUCACUGUUCGCCAUUCUCCUCGCUCCCCUUCCACUUCACCCUUUUACGUUCCAAGUUUUUCCGCCUCCUUUUUCAACCGCCCAUUUGCGUCUUGAUCUGUUGAACUCAACCUUUUCAACGUGGAAUCACCCAUCAUGGACACGAUGCCUGAUCUUUCCGUGACAGUGACACACGUUCCACCGUGUUCCACCUCAUCUGUCUUGGCAUCGCGAUCAUCCGUUUCUACCACGGCAUCUUCUUUGGAACCUCACAUUGAUGACACAUCAAAUAUUCCCGAAGCCAAGGAUUCCGCAUCCAAUGCAUUAUCAACAGCCCAUAUUUCGGAUAACCUAUCGAAUAGUAUCGCCACCGACGAUGGCGCUGGUCGUUCUAUGAAUUCUCCGUCUGAACCACGGGCGUUAUCAGCGAAUGUUGCACAAAACGACGAUCCUUUGCCCAGUGUGGAUGAAGCCAGCAUACUGGCCCAGGCCGCUCAUAAAAGCAUCCCUCUCACCGAGGCUACCUUGGCAGAACAGAACAGCAAUCAUGCCAAUGCUGCCACCGCGCUUCCUUUGGCACCCAACACCGUGCAAGCAUGGGCCGCCGAUCUCCCAGAGCUUCCCGAAACCGUUCAAUCUCCGCCAGCGCCUUCCCAUAUCUUUGAAAUCGAUUGUUCGGCCAAUGAGGAGCCGAGUCCCCACGCGAUCCAGACAACGAAGGACGUUUUCACAGAAACACAGAAAAUUGCUUACAUUGGUCUUUGUGCCGUCACCAGUUUGGAAGUCGUGUAUGAUUAUCAGGGCAAGGAAUUUACCUAUGCAAGAAUGAGUGCCGAUAACUGGCAGCGAAAAUUGAUGAGAAUGCUCUACACACACAUGGGCAUUUCCCCCGAAGAAAUCACCAUGAUUGAAUCUCUUUCGAAACAUAAUAUCGUGCCUACCGAUUUGGUGUAUCAGUUUACUUCUCAGGGUGAAACGGCGACUGUGAGAUUGGAUGAUUUAUACGAUGUUCCAACGACAGACACACCCGACGCUACCAAGCCAAAUAAUGGUCUCGAUAAAGCAACAAUGCCGGAUACACCCGCUGCCACAGAACCGGACAUAAGUGACGCUAAUAGCGAUGCUAAGCCCACAGCCGAAGUAACACCCGCCACUAUAACGCUAAAUAAUAGUGAUGAUGAUGACAAAGCAACAGUAGAAGAGGCGCCCACCACUACAGACUCACACUCUCCUGUCGAAAAGUCAACUGAGAAAGCUACGCUCGGUACCCCAGAGUCGACGGCGGAGGAGGAGGCACGCGACAGUACGGAAGAGUCGGACCCUCCUGUCGAAAAGCCAGCUGUGGAAGCCGCGCCGAUGAACGAGACUUUGGAGGAACCAAAAGAUUCCAACGAUGUGAUUAUUGACUUGCGAUGGACAGUGAUAUGUGACCUAUUCUUGCUUUGUCUUAGCUCGGAGAACUACGAUGCGCGAUCGCGUGUCUUCAUUGCCCGCAUUGCUUCGUACUUGUCGUUGGAAUGGAACGAAGUAAUUGCGUUUGAAAAAAGGAUUGCCGAACACUUGCUUCAGAAUGAUCCCAUGGCUUGGGAAAACGAGACCGUGACCAGCAUCACCACGGGCACGACCAAUUUUAGUACCAUCGAUGACGCCAUAUCACUACGCAAUGACACGGAAAGAAAAGGUCGCAACAAGCAACGCAAGAAGAAGCGUUAUGUGAUGAUUGGUCUUGCCACCCUCGGCGGCGGUCUUAUUCUCGGAUUAAGUGCAGGCUUGAUGGCGCCUGUCAUUGCUGGCGGUCUCGGUGUAUUGCUUACUACGGUCGGUGUCUCUGGUGCUUCAGGUUUCCUUGGAGGGACAGCCGGUAUCGCUCUCAUCACAGGCGGCGCAACCGUCGCAGGUGGCCCUCUUGCAGCAAAACGUAUGAAUAAGCGCAUGAAAUCGAUCAAUACUUUCGAGUUUCUACCUGUCACCGCAGAAGAUAACGUGAGCUGUAUUAUCAGCAUUACAGGAUGGCUUCCUGGUUCGAGCACCAAAGAGGAUUGUUAUUUGCCGUUUAGUACACUGGAUCCGCUCAUGGGAGAUCAAUAUUCGUUGUGUUGGGAACCGGAAAUGCUGGAAGAGCUUGGAAGUGCGUUCAAAAUUAUGGCCACGGAAGCGGUGACGUUUUCGAUUCAGCAAGCCUUGGCACAUACCAUCAUGGGGGCUCUGCUGGCGGGUCUGACAUGGCCAUUGGCGUUGAGCAAGUUGGGCUAUCUCGUCGAUAACCCAUGGGCCAAUGGUCUUGAUCGAGCCCGUUUGGCAGGCUUGAUUCUAGCCGAUUCACUCAUGAAUCGCAACCUGGGGGCUCGUCCGGUGACACUGAUCGGCUAUUCUUUAGGCGCACGCGUCAUUUAUCAUUGCUUGCUGGAAUUGGCCCGCGUGAAUGCCUACGGAUUGGUUGAAAACGUGGCCUUGUUUGGCACUCCCGUCAGUGCUUCCAAAGCGCAAUGGAAAGAGUGUACCACGGUGGUAUCCGGUCGCUUCAUCAACGGUUACGCAACCAAUGACUGGUUGCUGGGUUUCCUUUUCCGAACCACCACGGGCGGUCUAGGGAAUAUUGCUGGGUUACGUCCUUUGGAAUCCAUGGAAGGCAAUCGUGUACAGAACAUUGAUUGCACUGAUCUGGUCAAUGGCCAUUUAUCUUAUCGUACAUGCAUGCCCAAACUCUUGAAACGGGCCGGAUUUCUAGUCACGGCGGAUGAACUGCCUGAACUCAAAGAGAAAGAAAAAGACAAGGAAGCGGGGCGCUCGAGAUUAGGCUUUUUCAGAAAAUCAAGCCCUUCGUUAAACGGUUCGAGCGCCACGCAGUCACCGGAAUUGAAGGGAAAAGAAGAACUUCAAGAGCAAGGCCCAGCUACCGUGGAAAGAAUGCCUUCCCUUUCUUCGUUAUCAUCUGGCAAAGCUUCCAUUCAACUUGCAGAAGACCAUCGACCAAAACCAUUCUCCUCCUCUCCUCCCACAUCGAUCCAGCGAAAUUCCACCACGACCACCACGACCACCACCACCGAUCCCAAUAUACCCUCCUUGUCCUUUUCCUAUCCAUCGACCCGAACCCCGUCCUCUUCCACUCAAGGAACCGUCGCCCAAGGCUUAUGUCCGAGUUCCUCCUCUCCUGGCAUUCGAACCGACGUCGAACCUUCUGACGACGACAUUAUUGCCGAUAUACUGGCCAAAGCGACGGUCGCGGCCGCUUCCAAAUCUGGUACCUACAGUUCCCUGUCUUCCGGAAAAGCUUCCAUUUCGCCUUCGGUUUCGUCGCAAACAAACGAGGCUGAUCGGACGUCCAAGACCUUUUUUGGCAUGACGACGCGGUCGAAAUCCGACACGACCAUGACCGUCGCCAGUUCAAAGACAUCAGGACCUUCGCAAUCGGAGAACACGUCCAUGACCAGUAUCUUUCGACGCUCGCUAUUUAAAAAACGAGGCGUUUCGGAUGAUGUGGUCACACGGGAACUAUUGGACGCCGGAGUGCAGAUCAAAGAGAUCAAAAGCACCCUUGGAUGCAUGGUGGUGCCCGAGGAUAUCGUCAAUCCAAUGCCUACGAUCACUUUAGAAAUGCCAAAACAUGCCCGUGUCAAUCGAUAGUUUGUAAUUUGUUUCUUUUUUUUUUCCUGUUUGUACUGUAUAUCGUAAUCGUCAUCAUCAUCAUCAUCAACCAACGACAAAAGAGCGC